Molecule: messenger RNA, 330 nt
Organism: Komagataella phaffii GS115
Lineage: Eukaryota; Fungi; Ascomycota; Pichiomycetes; Pichiales; Pichiaceae
Exons: 1
Coding region: 1-330 (109 amino acids)
Cellular component (GO): CHRAC; nucleus
Molecular function (GO): protein heterodimerization activity
Source: RefSeq, a predicted model, not a curated record
AUGGAUUCAGAGAAAGAGAUCCCAGAGAGCACGCUAACGUUGCCGAUAUCGCGUAUCAAAAAAAUCAUUAAGAUGGACAGUGAUCAUGUCAGUUGCUCAGACAGUGCAACCUAUUUGCUAGGGGUCUCUACAGAGCUGUUUGUCAAAUCGUUCGUUGAAGUUGCAAGUGGUAAUGCUAAGAUUGAAAACAGAAAAAAGAUCACAUAUCAGGAUUUCAGCAAAGUCGUCAGGACGUUUGACAACCUUGCGUUUUUGAACGAUACCGUGCCUCCGACAAUCAAAGUUAGAGAUCUAAUAGAGACAGAGACUGCUAAAGCCAACCAGGCUUAG